Molecule: messenger RNA, 1670 nt
Organism: Adelges cooleyi (spruce gall adelgid)
Lineage: Eukaryota; Metazoa; Arthropoda; Insecta; Hemiptera; Adelgidae
Exons: 5
Coding region: 130-1161 (343 amino acids)
Molecular function (GO): oxidoreductase activity
Source: RefSeq, a predicted model, not a curated record
GGCAGACGUUGCACGUUUGCCACACCGCGCACUAGCCACUAUUCAGAUAUUGUCAGUUUGCUAGUUUGUGCUCCGUCAGUAGCGUGCUCGGUAGAUUUGCAGCCGGUUGUGGAAAACGACUCGACUACAAUGUCCAACAACUCGACAAGUGAGAAACACAAGAAAGUGGUAAAAGAACAGCUAUUGUUGCUUUUAGAAAAAGGAUGUAACGUGGAGGUGGACAAAAACCGAAUUACCGAAUUACCAGAAUGGUUUGAUGAAGAACUUUUCCUCAGAGGACAAAAAUGUAUCAGUGCGAAUUUUUACACUACGUUCUUGGCGGGUUUUAUCGGCUUGGUAUCGGUGUUAUCUAUACCCACUAUUCUGGAAGUACUGGUACACACUAAUAAAUCGUCCGAACCGUACACGGCUUACAGGAGGUACUCGGACACCAUCAGGCACGUGUUAGGUUGGUACAAAUACGACCUGAAAGACAUGGAAUCCAAGUCUCAAAAGGCGUUGUCCAUCGUUAGCGGGUUACACUGUGCCGCCGCCAAGUCGUCCUCGAAAUUCGGGCUUCGGAUAACCCAAAAGGACAUGGCUCUAACGCAAUUCGGUUUCAUGGGACUGAUAUUGCUGAAGAAAAAAGAAUUGGCUAUUGUGUGUACCGACGAAGACGAAAUGGGCAUCGUACAUAUGUGGAGGACUUUGGGUCAUCUACUGGGAAUCCAUGAAGAGUAUAACUUGUGCCGAGGUAGUUUGGAAGAGGUGCGCAGUCUUUGUGCCGCUGUAAUGACCGAUGUUUACGUGCCUUGCUUGAAAAAUCCCCCCAGCCAAUUUAAUCACAUGGUCGGUGCCCUUUUAGAUGGCAUGAAACCCUUGUCGUUCCUGAUCGACUUGGAAGCGUUCAUGAAAUUCAUUAGUCGGAUUUACGGGCUUCCGGAACAACGGCUGACCAACUCGCACAGUCGGUGGAUAUUCAACAUACAAAUGUUCAUAAGCGGAGUGUUGCUCACCAAAUGGUGGUUGGCCUGGUUGUUCCGACCGAUCAUGAACUACCAGCUCAGGAUAUCCGUGUGGCUCAACGACAAUUUCCCCCUGGCUGCUGCCCUGAAAUUCGGCACUAAAGUGUUUUUCAAGGUGCCCUAUUUAACCUCGGAAGCGAAAAAUCAUUUUAAUUAAAUGACAUAUAAUAUGAUAAACGUAUAUACUACUUGACAGUAUUUUAGUAUCAAGAAAAAUUGUUGUAAACAUUUUCAAAGUAUGGUUCGCUUGAUUGUGUCUAGAGUUUAAUUAUGUAGUCAACGAUCAGUUAAUAUAAACACUAUUCAAAAUCUUGUUUAAUCAUUAUACAUAUUAUAUAAAUGUAAGAGCACAAUAUAUUAACGUAAACAAAAAAUCAUAAGUAUUUGAUUGCCCGACGUGACAUUUUAUAGUAAUGUUUACCAAUAUUUUAUUAAUAUUGUUAUAAAUAUAUUUUGUUGUAACUAUUUACGAAAAAAAACGUUUUUUUACGUUCUCAUACAAAUCAGAAAUGAUUGACGUUACCAUUUAUGUUUUAAUUUGUACAUAAUAACAUUACGCUUUUAGAUUAUACGUAUGAGAUUAUAUUAUGUACCAAGUACUCGGUUCUUACCCAUGUCAUAUAUAGUAUAAAUAUGUGCAAUGCGUGAACUGCAUUUUUAGAUAUU